Molecule: messenger RNA, 3250 nt
Organism: Lipotes vexillifer (Yangtze River dolphin)
Lineage: Eukaryota; Metazoa; Chordata; Mammalia; Artiodactyla; Lipotidae
Gene: LRP10
Product: LDL receptor related protein 10
Exons: 7
Coding region: 570-2708 (712 amino acids)
Cellular component (GO): plasma membrane
Molecular function (GO): protein binding; low-density lipoprotein particle receptor activity
Source: RefSeq, a predicted model, not a curated record
CUCCUCCAACCCCUGGGCUGGCGGGGGUACAGUCUGGGCGAGGGACUGGGCGUUGUGCCGAGCCGCCUGUCCCCCUCCCCCGCUCCCCUGCUGCGUUCCGCGGGCUGGACGCGCUGGAGAAGUUGAGCAGCGCCCGGGCCGGCCCUGGGGGCUGACAGUCGGUAAAGUUUGGCCCGAAGAGGAAGUGGCCUCAAGCCCCAGCAGGUGGCGGCCAGGCCUGGACCGGGGCGCUCGCGGCCUGCGGGCCGGCUCUAGGCGAGGGCGCGCCCCAGCGCCGUUCUUCCAGCCGAUUUCCGGGGCUUCGGGGGCCGGCCUCGGGAGAGAGCGAGGCGGCGGCCGGGGAAAACAACUCCGAAGUUGGCGAGAGGCACCGCCCCUGCGCUCGGGCCGCCUCCGCCCCCCACCCGCCCCCAGCCCUGGCCUCCAGAGCACCGGUCGAGGAGCCCGGGCCAUGGAGGCCCCUCGGGGAGGCGGCACUGGGAGGCCAGGACGCCCGGAGCGGCGCCGCCUCCCCACUGGGUAGACCGCCGAAGCUCCGGGACUCUUCUUGCACCUCCGGACGGCUCACGAUGCUGCCGGCCAUCCUUCUCCUCCUCCUGGGAGACGCUGUGGCCCACCCAGACAGGAUCAUUUUCCCAAAUCCUGCCUGUGAGGACCCCCCGGCAGUGCUCUUGGAAGUGCAGGGCACCUUACAGAGGCCCGUGGGCCGGGACAGCCGCAGCUCCCCUGCCAACUGUACCUGGCUCAUCCUGGGCAGCAAGGAGCAGACGGUAACGGUCAGGUUCCAAAAACUGCGUCUGGCCUGUGGCUCAGAGCGCUUAAUCCUGCGCUCCCCCGUCCAGCCACAGAUCUCCCUGUGCGAGGCACCUGCCAGUCCUCUGCAGCUGCCUGGAGGCAACGUCACCAUCACCUACAGCUAUGCUGGGGCCAGAGCACCCAUGGGCCAGGGCUUCCUGCUCUCCUACAGCCAAGAUUGGCUGAUGUGCCUGCAGGAAGAGUUCCAGUGCCUGAACCACCGCUGUGUGCCCUUGGUCCAGCGCUGUGACGGGGUCGAUGCCUGUGGCGAUGGCUCUGAUGAGGCAGGUUGCAGUUCAGACCCCUUCCCCAACCUGACCCCGGCCCUUGUCCCCACCCGACCCUGCAAUCACACCUUGGAAGACUUCUAUGGGGUCUUCUCCUCCCUCGGAUACUCACACCUGGCCUCAGUCUCCCACCCCCAGUCCUGCCUCUGGCUGUUGGACCCCCAUGAUGGCCGGCGCCUGGCAGUGCGCUUUACGGCCCUGGACCUGAGCUAUGGAGAUGCAGUGCACGUGUAUGAUGGCGCCGGGCCCCCCGAGACCCUCCGGCUGCUGCGCAGCCUCACCCACUUCAGCAAUGGCAAGGCUGUCACCGUGGAGACGCUGUCCGGCCAGGCCACAGUGGACUACCACACAGUCGCUUGGAGCAGCGGUCGGGGCUUCAAUGCCACCUACCACGUGCGGGGCUACUGCUUGCCUUGGGACCGACCCUGCGGCUUAGGCUCUGGCUUGGGGGCUAGCGAGGGCCUAGGUGAACGCUGCUACAGCGAGGCACAGCGCUGUGACGGCUCAUGGGACUGCGCCGACGGCACGGACGAGGAGAACUGCCCCAGCUGCCCACCUGGACACUACCCCUGUGGGGCCGCUGGCACCCCCGGUGCCACAGCCUGCUACCUGCCUGCUGACCGCUGCAACUACCAGACCUUCUGUGCUGAUGGAGCAGACGAGAGACGCUGUCGGCACUGCCAGCCUGGCAACUUCCGGUGCCGGGACGAGAAGUGUGUGUAUGAGACAUGGGUGUGCGACGGGCAGCCAGACUGCGCUGACGGCAGCGACGAGUGGGACUGCUCCUACGCCCUGCCCCGCAAGGUCAUUACCGCCGCGGUCAUUGGCAGCCUCGUGUGCGGCUUGCUGCUGGUCAUUGCCCUGGGCUGCACCUGCAAGCUCUAUGCCAUUCGUACCCAGGAGUACAGCAUCUUCGCCCCCCUCUCCCGGACAGAGGCCGAGAUUGUGCAACAGCAGGCGCCUCCCUCCUAUGGGCAGCUCAUUGCCCAGGGCGCCAUCCCACCUGUAGAGGACUUCCCUACAGAGAACCCAAAUGACAACUCCGUGCUGGGCAACCUGCGUUCUCUGCUACAGAUCUUGCGCCAGGACAUGACUCCAGGGGCUGCCUCAGGCACCCGCCGCCGCCAGCGGGGCCGCUCUAUGCGCCGCCUGGUGCGCCGUCUCCGCCGCUGGGGCCUUCUUCCCCGAACCAGUCCCCCAGCCCGGACCUCUGAGACCAGAUCCCAGGUCACACCUUCUGCUGCUCCCCCUGAGACCUUAGACGGCAGCACAGGUCCAGCCCGUGAGGGCGGGGCGGUGGGUGGGCAGGAUGGGGAACAGGCACCCCCGCUGCCUGUAAAGGCUCCACUGCCACCUGCCAGCACGUCUCCAGCCUUCCCCACUGUCCCCGAGGCCCCAGGGCCACUGCCUGCGGCGCCCCUGGAGCCAUCACUGCUGUCUGGAGUGGUACAGGCCCUGCGAGGCUGCCUCCUGCCCAGCCUGCGGCCCCCAGGACCAACCCGGGCCCCACUUGGACCCCACACAACAGUCCUGUCCCCAGAGGAUGAGGACGAUGUGCUGCUGGUGCCACUGGCUGAGCCCGGGGUCUGGGUGGUCGAAGCAGAAGAUGAGCCACUGCUGGCGUGAGGUGACCUGGCUCCCCUGGGUGCUCUAUUCACAGUGACAGCAACCCUUUAGAGGGCAGCUCAGCUUCCUUCCACUAUUUCCCUCCCUGUCCCUCAGUGUGAGGAUACUUGAUGGGCCUCCCAUGGAUCCCAUGUAGCUGCUAUAAAGUUAGGUGUCCCUCAGGCAGGGAGAAGGCUCACACAGAGCCCCCUCUCUGCGCAUGGCCAGAGACCACAGUCCUCCACUACCCUCUCCCCACACCACCACCAUUUGGGUGGCUGUUUUUAAAAAGUAAAGUUCUUAAAGGGUCAUAGGCCUGGACACUCCAUCCUUGCCAAACCCACCCAAAAGUGGCCUUAAGCACCAGAAUGCCAAUUGGCUGGAGACUUCCAGCCCCCAAGGGGAGGAUUUGGGCAGGCCCUGGGGUUUUGCCAAUGGUGAUCCCUCCCACAAGGCCUAGCUCAUAAAAAGAGCACAGCAAAUGCUUUUGUUCCAUAGCCAGGUCAUUGUCCAGGAAGCCAAGGUUGAAAAUAAAGGAAUCAGAAAUUUAAGAUUUUUGUAAA